ACUUUUUCAGCAAAUGUGGCAGUGUAGGCGGUUGGCGUCAACUUCGGCGGCGGCUACAGUAACCCAGAAGCAGCGAUUCCGGCCGGUUAUUGGAUUGGAGAUCCACGUACAACUGAACACCCUGACAAAACUAUUCUCACGAUGCCCAACGUCAGAAUCGUCACCAAAUCGACGAGUCGACGCAUUCGAUAUGGCCACACCCGGCAUCCUACCGGCACUCAACAGGCAAUGUGUACUCCGUGCACUGAAAAUGGCUCGAAUUUUGCACUGUCAAGUGCCCAAAUCGUCGAGAUUCGACCGCAAACACUAUUUCUAUGCGGACAUGCCGGCCGGCUAUCAGAUCACUCAAAACGAGAAGCCCAUCGCGAAAAAUGGGAAAUUCGGAUUUUGGGUGUUCGAUGAGCGCAUUGAGGUGCCGUAUUGGAAGGAGGUAGAAAUUCUACAACUCCAACUUGAGCAAGAUUCGGGAAAAACCAUCCAUAUGACGUCACAAGCAGCUCCGCCCACAUCUCUAAUCGAUUAUAAUCGUGCCGGGUGUGCACUUGUCGAGAUAGUGACGUCACCAUGCUUCACAACAGCCAUCGAAGCGAUCAGAUUUGUGCAAAUUCUUCGGCUUCUGCUCAUUCACCACGCGAUUUGUGACGGAGAACUGCACAGGGGACAUAUUCGAGUUGAUGCUAAUGUUUCACUGGCAAAGGAUGACGUUUGGGGAACCCGAACGGAAAUCAAAAAUAUGAACAGUAUCCGCACAAUUCACACGGCAAUCAACUACGAAAUCGCGCGGCAAUUUGAAAUUCUAAAAAACGGCGGAGCAGUACAAAAUGAGACACGGGCGGCCGAUUCGGAAGGACGGACGGUCUCGAUGAGAGAUAAGGAGACGGAGGAAACGGAUUAUCGAUUUAUGGUUGAACCGAACCUUCCACAGCUGAAAAUCCACGGAAAAUGGCUGAAAGAAGUGGAAGAAGAGCUGAAAUGCGAGGGAAAAGCCGAUUUUGAAGUUUUGCGGGAAGAUGUCGGAUUUGAUGCGAGAAGUGCUGUUCAUAUCGCUGAAGAACCCGAGCUGCUGAGCUUCGUAAAACGUUGUAUACGAUACAAGGCACCUACAGUAACCCCAGUCGACAUACUGUAUUGGAUGAAAGAGCUGAAAACUGUUAUGCAAAGAUCAAAAGCCAAUUAUCCACCUCAAAGCGAAUUCUUCGCCCGUCAAUUCACCACCCUUCUCAAAUUCUCAUCAGAGCACCGUCUAACUCGCCUGCGUCUCCUCGAUCUUCUACGUCACUAUGCGACUGAUGAUGACGUCAUGGCCGGCGAGCUGGAAAUUUUAAUCGAAGAAAAUCGAUAUUGGAGAAUACGGGCGCCGGCGGAAAUCGACGAAAUCGUGCGAAAAUCGAUGGAAAAACAGGAAAAAUUGGUGGAAAAAUGCCGAAGUGGACACGUGAAAAGCUUUAAUCGAUUGAGAAAUUCGAUUAUUGAUUCUUCGAAUAAAUGCAUUGAAUUGGAGGAUUUAGAAGCAUCGAUUAGAAGAUUAUUAUAAAGAAAAUCGAUAAUUUUUUGUAUUUAAAUUGCUAAAAAUCAAUAAAAUCCUAAAAAUUUG
Messenger RNA from Caenorhabditis elegans, 1594 nucleotides. RefSeq names its product Glutamyl-tRNA(Gln) amidotransferase subunit B, mitochondrial (gene C39B5.6). Lineage: Eukaryota; Metazoa; Nematoda; Chromadorea; Rhabditida; Rhabditidae. Gene Ontology annotation, biological process: glutaminyl-tRNAGln biosynthesis via transamidation; mitochondrial translation. The record is from RefSeq and is marked reviewed. Gene Ontology annotation, cellular component: mitochondrion; glutamyl-tRNA(Gln) amidotransferase complex. Gene Ontology annotation, molecular function: ligase activity; carbon-nitrogen ligase activity, with glutamine as amido-N-donor; glutaminyl-tRNA synthase (glutamine-hydrolyzing) activity.